AGAGCUGAGCUCAUGACAAAGGUGUCUGGGAUGGGGGUGGUGUGGGGAGGUGAAGAGUGUUGUCACUCAAGGCAGGAUGCACAGUAAGUCUUUAUUAGCAGGGGCAGGAGCAGACCCAGGGAAAGCUGCAUACAGAGUGGAAGGACAUUCCCUCUCCUGCUGGAAGGACAGCUGAGUCAGGAUUUGGAAGGUGAAUUCACAACUCUAAGGAGAGCAGAAACGAUGGACACCGAACAGGAGGUGAAAUGGGCAACGGAACUAAUUGAUCAGAAAUUGGCUCAAGAGGAGGAGCAAAAAAAACACUGUUCCAGUCCCCCUGCACAUCCACCAGGGGUGGCAAGGAUAGACACCCCACUUCUGGAGGAUGAGAAGAAGCAUGGACCUGCCAACAAAGGCAUUGAGGGACUUAAGGGACAAGAAAGAGUGCGGAAGAGUUCUGUGGACCUGAGGCGGGAGAUAAUUGAAGUUGGUGGCACUCAAUACCUUUUUGAGCUACGGAAAAAACCCAAAAAGAAGAAGGAGGAGAAGAAACCAGAGCCUGAGCCAGAGGAAAUUACAGGCCCUGUGAGCGAAGAAGACUUCUUGAAGGGUGCUGUACAUGGCAAGCUGCAUGUGGUGGAGAAGUUCCUGGCAGACGGGGGCUCCCCAGACACCUGUGAUGAGUUCCGCAGGACAGCUUUGCACCGAGUCUCACUUGAGGGACAUAAAGAAAUUGCAGAGAAGCUCUUGGCUAGAGGUGCCACCGUUGACUUCAGAGAUCGUCUGGACUCCACAGCCGUGCAUUGGGCCUGCCGUGGUGGACACCUAGAGAUUGUGAAGCUGCUGCAGGAAAAGGGUGCUGAUCUCAAUGUCAAGGACAAGCUUCUCAGCACCCCUCUACAUGUGGCUACUCGUACCGGCAUGCCUGAGAUUGUGGAGCACCUGAUAAACAAUGGAGUGAAUAUCAAUUCCCGUGAUCGGGAGGGAGAAAGUGCCCUGCAUGAUGCUGUGCGCCUCAAUCGCUACAAGAUCAUUAAGAUGUUGAUUCAGCAUGGGGCUGACAUGUUGGCCAAAAAUCUGGCUGGCAAGACUCCAACAGACCUUGUGCAGCUAUGGCAGGCAGACACACGGGAAGUACUGGAGAAGCAGGAGCCAAAUGCAACGGAAAUGCCAGCAUGAAAAACGGAUGGACCAACAAGGGCAGAUGGAACUUCAAGCAAGAAUGGUUUUGGGCUCAGAGACUGUCAUUAAAAUUCAAUAAAAAACUAACAAAGGAAAAAAAACAGUGGCAGCCCAUUCACUGCCUGGUCCCCUCUUGGGAAUGCACUGUCUUGUUAAAAACCUGUAAGAUAUGUAGAAAUUUAAUAGUUGAAGCAUUCUUCAUUGCAAUAUUUCUGUUGGUUGCAUAUGUGAAAGUUCUUUCAUACAGCUGAUAAAGGCACGAGAGCCUUGCCAAAUAAAGAACUAAUCUUAUAU
This is a messenger RNA of Pogona vitticeps (central bearded dragon), 1455 nucleotides long. RefSeq names its product ankyrin repeat domain 2 (gene ANKRD2). Gene Ontology annotation, molecular function: RNA polymerase II-specific DNA-binding transcription factor binding. Gene Ontology annotation, cellular component: nucleus. The record is from RefSeq and is a predicted model, not a curated record. Gene Ontology annotation, biological process: regulation of transcription by RNA polymerase II. NCBI's taxonomy places the organism in Eukaryota, Metazoa, Chordata, Lepidosauria, Squamata, Agamidae.